Messenger RNA from Penicillium samsonianum, 2115 nucleotides. RefSeq lists its product as uncharacterized. Lineage: Eukaryota; Fungi; Ascomycota; Eurotiomycetes; Eurotiales; Aspergillaceae. The record is from RefSeq and is a predicted model, not a curated record. Gene Ontology annotation, biological process: regulation of DNA-templated transcription; phosphorylation; phosphorelay signal transduction system. The coding region runs from base 1 to 2115 and encodes 704 amino acids. The transcript has a single exon. Gene Ontology annotation, molecular function: phosphorelay sensor kinase activity.
AUGGCUCUUACUAGUGGUCUAUUGACUCUUACUCUGGACAAUACGGGCACGCCCGUCUGCAAGCCUUUUGUCACAACACCUCUGAGAGACGAGGGGACGGCACUAGCAGAACCCAACCGGAGCUCGAAUUCUAAGGACGAGAAGAAGAUGGAGACGCCGCUGAAAUGCACAGGUUUCGACGCCUCCUUGGGUCGAAUUUAUCGUUAUCACCCGGUCCCUACCUUGAUUCUUGAUGAGGAUUGGUGCAUCGUGGAAGUUUCAGACAGUCAUUGUACCUUCUCAGGUCAAUCUAGGGAUGAACUAGUAGGCACUUGCGCCUGCGACGUUCCGGUCUACAUCAUUCCUGCGCCGGACACUUCUACUCUAUAUGGAGCGCUACGUACAGCUAUCAGCUCGAAAGAGGUUCAAAUCAUUCAGGGUAUACACGUCAAAAGCAAAAAUUCGAUAUAUCAGCUUCGCAUAACGCCAAUCUUCGAAAAAUCGUCACUGAUCUUUGUCGUAUUGGAGGCACAAGACACUUCAAAAGAUCACUGGGUCGCGACGGAUGAACAGCACACCUACAUGAACGAAACUUACAAAAUAUUGCUCGAUGCUGUGAAAGAUUACGCCAUCUUUAUGCUCGACACUCGGGGCAACAUCACCACGUGGAAUCCUGGCGCCGCGAUAUUGAAGGGAUACUCUUCCUCGGAAAUCAUCGGCAAGCACUUCUCCAUUUUCUAUAGUCCUGAGGACCGUGAUAUAGAAAAGCCAGGUAGAGGUCUAGCACGGGCUUUACAGGAGGGACGGAUGGAAGAUGAAGGCUGGCGAUAUCGACAAGAUGGAUCGCGUUUUUGGGCCAACGUGAUGAUCACGCCCAUUCACCAAUUCGGUCGUCACGUUGGCUUUGUCAAGGUCACGCGUGACCUCACGGGACGGAAGGCUGCUGAGACACGCAUGGUCGCAGCCUUCGAGGAGUCAGCGAAGAUGAAGACGGAUUUCUUGGCAAAUAUGAGCCAUGAGAUACGGAACCCCAUGAACGGUAUGCAGCUUGCGCUCGCGAUGAUCAAGGACACCGAUCUUACCGACCAGCAACUUGAAUACGCUUCGAUCAUUGAGGACUCGACAUCGAUCUUGCUCCAGAUUAUCAACGACAUCCUCGACUACUCGAAGCUGUCAUCUGGGUCUUUUUCUCUUCACUCCGACGUCGUGGAUAUCAAGGGCAUUCUUGAUGCUGUGAUGCGCAACUGCAGGUCUCUCUUGAAACCCGGAGUUGAGCUGGAUUGUUCGAUCCCACCGGACUUCCCUAAAGCUGUGCGUGGUGAUCCUUUACGGUAUCGCCAGGUGGUUCAGAAUAUGCUUGGGAACGCAGUGAAAUUUACGGAGACCGGCUAUAUUCGACUCUCUACUACUUUCUCUCUCGUCGAAUCGGACCCGCAGGCAUACAUGGUUACAACAGAGUUUGCGGACACUGGAGUUGGAAUUCCUGAUUUUGCUCUCAAUACUCUCUUCACACCUUUUACGCAAUUUACCGAUUCCGCAGCCCAGAAGUACCAAGGCACUGGCCUUGGUCUUUCGAUUUGCAAAACUUUAGCUGAGCUUAUGGACGGUACGGUGGGCUAUAGGCCUGGUCCACAAAGCAAAGGCAGUGUGUUCUGGUUCACAGCCAGAAUGGGUCGCAUAGACAUAGGCUAUUCAAACAAGCAGCCUGCCAUGCCUUCAAUCGAUGAUGCGAAGGACCUCUUGAAUAGAGUGCGGGAGAUUGCGCCGCGCAAGCGUAUUUUACUUGUCGAGGAUAACCUUGUCAACCAUAUGGUAAUGCUCAAGCUUCUUCAAAGCCUUGGUUUCAAGCGCAUCGACGUUGCCUGGGACGGGGCGGAGGCCGUUCGACAAGUCAAGCAAACGACUUUGUCCUACAAUGUGGUUCUCAUGGACAUCAGCAUGCCGGUGCUAGAUGGUUUGGAAGCGACAUCGCAAAUCAGAGGCAUGGGCAUUGACGUGCCUAUAGUUGCCCUUACAGCAAAUGCGCUAAAGGGAGAUAUGGAGACGUAUCUUGCUAAGGGGAUGAAUGAUUAUAUCGGAAAACCGAUCCACCGCGAACAGUUGAUGCAAGUCCUCUGGAAAUGGAUGGGGACCUGA